AUGGACAGCCCAGACGACUGCUUCUCCGACGACUACUUUUCGGACGACUCAUUCGACGAUCCUUUCUGCAGCCUGCUCGACACCGACCCCUUCUCGACACCAUCUGGAUCCGACCCCUCCCCCAGCCCGGCCGACUCCCCAGCAGCCUCCUUCCACUCCGCAACAGAACAUCCCCACCAUCCCGAAACCAACCCCUUCCAAGAAACCCCCUUCAACCUAGUCAACUACAGCUUCGCCUACCUCAACCCCAACCACCACGCCCUCCCCUCAGGCUCUGACGCCCUCUCCGGCCACUUUGAUCCCGACGCGACCCAGCUCGUGGUCUCACACACCACCUUCGACGACCCCCAGGGGGAGGAACAUGAACCCACCUGGCAUCCCAUCGCCACCGACGGCAGCAUGGCGUCCGCAUCCGCAUCCGCGUCCAUGUCCGGCGGGACCGAUGACGGCUGGGACCGGCUGUCGGCGUUUGCGGCGGCGUCGAGCGGGAGGGCUUCCAGCAGCGAGUGGGAGCAGUGGGAGGUGCGGGACGUGACGCCGCGAGAGAGUUUGCCGUUGCAGAGGUUGGAUCCGCGGAAGAGUAGCCUGUAUAGGCGGCGGGUUUUGGAGAGGGGUUAUGGGGUUGGGGAGCGGGGGGUUGAGGGGGUUGGAGAGGCUGAGGGUGGCGCUGUCUCGGGAAAGGGCAAGGUUGAUGUUGUUGUGGAUGGCCAACCGCGCCAAGGAGAAGAAGGCCGGGGAGGCGUUGGCUCUCGAAUGAGGCACGGCCCGAUCUUCGUCGGGGGUUUCCCCGUCUGGGGAACAUGCUUGAAAGUUACCCGGCUGGCCGAUCAUAUUUGCUUGUGUUCUCGGGGUUUCGGGUCCGUGGAUUGGGCACCGACACACCGGUACCUGACGACUGAGACAUGUGAGCCGCGCACUGUAAGACACCCCUCAGGGGUGGCAACCACGACGAUGGUCACGGUAACAGCCAAGACAAACGAUGUUGAUAGGUGGCACAGUACCGAGAACUGGUGGUAA
Messenger RNA from Chaetomium globosum CBS 148.51, 1017 nucleotides. RefSeq lists its product as uncharacterized. The record is from RefSeq and is a predicted model, not a curated record. Bases 1 to 1017 code for a protein of 338 amino acids. Lineage: Eukaryota; Fungi; Ascomycota; Sordariomycetes; Sordariales; Chaetomiaceae. The transcript is spliced from 3 exons.